Molecule: messenger RNA, 1686 nt
Organism: Fusarium vanettenii 77-13-4
Lineage: Eukaryota; Fungi; Ascomycota; Sordariomycetes; Hypocreales; Nectriaceae
Exons: 3
Coding region: 1-1686 (561 amino acids)
Molecular function (GO): dipeptidyl-peptidase activity
Source: RefSeq, a predicted model, not a curated record
AUGGCACACCAAAGUCUACCGAAAUAUACGACGAGUACUACCGUCGUGGAGGGAUACACUCGGAUCAAGAAUGUUUACAUCAAACUCCGCGACGGGGUCGAACUAUGUGCCGACAUCUUCCUGCCGCUUUCGGCGUCUGAGCAAGGCAGCAAGGUCCCUGUAAUCGUCAAUGUAGGCCCGUAUGGUAAGGACAUACCUGUCCUUGAAUUCGGCCUGCCCAAAACCGACAUGUAUGUCAACAUGUACAAGCUCAUCAAGCCGCUGGGACCCGAUGCUUCCUUUGAGCUGUUGGAUCCUAUUCUUUGGACAAAACAGUACGGGUAUGCCCUUGUGAGAGUGGACAGCCGUGGCAUUGGCGGCAGUCAGGGACGUCUUGAUCCCUUCGGAAUGGAACACCUGUACGAUGUGAUCGAGUGGGCUGGCGUACAGCCUUGGUGCUCCGGCAAGGUAGCGGUGAGCGGCAUCAGUUACUAUGGCAUGACGGGAUACUGGGCUGCCAUGCAGCAGCCUCCACACCUAGCUGCCGUGGUCACCUACGAGUCCGCAGUCGACCUCUACCAGGCAGCUCGGAAAGGUGGGAUUCUCGGUGCUAAUUUCCAAGUUCACUGGUAUAACAACACUGUUAUCCCCCACCAAUCUGGCAGUGGCACACUCUCCGCUGAGGAGCUCGCCGCGAACCGUACUGAUUAUCCUGGUCUUGUCGCAAAGCACGAGUACCCAGACGGCGACUCGUGGCGCAUCCUCAAGGAACUCCGGAAACUCUCUGAUAUCGAGGUCCCCAUCUACAUUUCGGGCAACUGGACGGAUAGCGAGGUCCACUUGCCCGGCAAUAUCCGCGCCUACAACGGAGUCUCCUCCGAGCACAAGUGGCUAGAGAUGCACACGGGUAAUCACCUGGCUUUCUACUACGACGCGGACCACAUGGCACGUCAAAGAAGCUUUUUGGACUUCUUUGUGAAGGGAGACGAGAAAUCCGGUAUUCUCUCCAUGCCACGCAUUCGACUCAUCACUCAUCACGGUGACCAAACCCUCUACCGCGAAGAACAGGCAUUUCCGCCUCCUGAUGCCGAGGACGUCUCUCUUUACCUGACGCCCUCUCAAACACUCAGCCUCGCAGGACCGCCAACAGCUAGCAAGAAGAAAUUCGAGUACCCAGGCCUUACAGGUACCUUGACAUUCGAGCUCGAAUCUCCGUUCACCGAGCCCUUCGAGAUUCUCGGGACACCGUACGUUGAGCUCGAAGUAGCCACGGAAGCUGAGGACCAGGAUAUCUUCUUGACUCUACGCGCCCUCAACAACGUUGGCAAGCCGAUGCUCCUUGAGGGAAACCACAGCGAGGUGAAUGAGCAUUUCGCCAAGGGGUACUGGCGACUCUCGCACCGCGACGAAGUCGACGCGGGUUUCAGAGAUCAGAAGGACAAGGUGCCCAAGCAGCCGGUUGUUCCUAGGUCGCCGGUCGAGAAGGGUAAAGUGUACAGUGUUACCAUCCCCUUCCUGCCAGCCGCAUUCCUGUUCGAUCGGGGCCAGAAGCUGUCGCUGGAGAUUGGGGCACAGGACACACUUAGUACGAUCCCGCCUAUGCGACAUGACGGGGGGGAUAGGGAGCCGGGUAGAUUUGGUGGGAAGAACAUAAUCUUUUCAAAUGGACGGCUGGUCCUCCCGAGAGUCAGGAGGACUGUACCGUGA